Molecule: messenger RNA, 978 nt
Organism: Closterium sp. NIES-65
Lineage: Eukaryota; Viridiplantae; Streptophyta; Zygnematophyceae; Desmidiales; Closteriaceae
Source: the annotation of a GenBank genome assembly
AUGGUGUGUGACUAUCUCGAGAACGAGUGCGAUGCCUGCGACCCCUGCGAUGCCUGUGACGUUUCUUGUGACGUUGCCUGCGACGCUACUGGCGAUGACGACCGCGGGUGUUGCGGGACCUGGCAGACGUGGAAGGCGGCAACAGGGAAAGGAGGAACAGCAGGAGCAGCAGCAGCAGCAGCAGCAGCAGCAGCAGCAGCAGCAGCAGCAGCAGCAGCAGCAGCAGGAGCAAGAGCAGCAGCAGAAGCAGCGGUUGCGAACGCGCGUAACCAUCCCCAUGGACGACGGGUUACAGAGUCUCGGGCAUUUGGAGCAUCGGACAGCUUUGAACGCCUUGCUUCAUUGGUCGAGACCCUCAGCUGUUGUGAGACGCCAGAGGAGUGUGCAGUGCUUGAGAUCGUCUCUGCUGCCAUGAAACACGCUCCCACCACCACACCUGUUGACGUGUGCCAUGCUCACUGGAAGUGCUUCAACGGCUUCCCUCAUGGCUGCCAUGACUACUGCGACGUCAUUCUUCAACCAUCCUCCCCCAACCGUCUGCCCAGCCGUUUAAUAAUCGACCCCGAUUUCCGGGCACAGUUCCAAAUCGCCCAUCGCACACUGCACUACGAUUUCAUCCUCCAGCUGACCCCACUUUUUUUUGUGGGCUGCCCGGACCGGCUGCACCAGCUGGUGAAAGUUUUGUGCGAGGCGGUGUGGCAGUCGAUCCACGCACAGGGGAUGCACGUACCACCGUGGCGCAGGCACCAAUACCAAUGCAGGAGCGCCCUGCCAGGCGGCAGAGGAGGAGGAGGAGGAGGAGCAGAGGUGGUGGGACUGCUGGCGAAAGGGAUGCGGCAGCUGGCUUUACAAGGGGAAGCGGAGAAGCAGCAGCGGGUGGCGAUUCUAACAACUCGAAAUCCUGGCGAUGUUCACAGCUCUGCAGCAACGUCUGGUGCAUGUGAACAUGCUGCUGCUGGGUGCGUGAGGAUGCCAUGA